Molecule: messenger RNA, 1488 nt
Organism: Paraglomus occultum
Lineage: Eukaryota; Fungi; Glomeromycota; Glomeromycetes; Paraglomerales; Paraglomeraceae
Source: the annotation of a GenBank genome assembly
AUGGCACAAGCACAGGAUAAUGGGUAUCGUUAUAUAAUCCAUAUGAGAGACCAUUUUACGAAGUUUAGUUGGGCAACAGCUGCAAAACAAAAAAAGGCGGAAAAUGUGUCUAAAUUUCUUUAUGAUGUUUUCUUAAUGUUUGGUCCACCAAUGAUACUACAAUGUGAUAAUGGGAAAGAAUUUACCGGAAUAAUGAAUAAACUCGAAGAUUUAUGGCCAAACCUGAGAAUUAUUCAUGGUCGACCUCGCCAUCCUCAAUCGCAAGGUUUAGUGGAGAGGGGCAAUGCUAUAUUAAAGAAAAAAAUUGCCAAGUGGAUGGAAACCCACAAGCGAACAGACUGGACAAGUGCCUUAGGUCGUGUUGUGUACGCAAUGAAUUGUGAAGUGUGUAGAACCACUAAGUUUAGUCCAUAUCAGUUAGUGUUUGGAAUCUCACCAAUUAACGACAGAGUAUUGCUGGAAGAAUUAUUCGAAGCUGGUUCAAUGAAGGAAAUUAAUGCUGGAAACGACGUCGAAAUUGAAAAUAUUACAGAUGACGAGAUUGAGGAUGAAGAAAUAGAAGACAAUAGUACUAUUAUUGAUGAUUGUGACAGUAUCAACAGUUUUUAUCAAUCAUGUACUGAUGAUGCCGUUGCAACAUCGAACAUUGAUAACGAUUCAGAUAAUAUGGAAGUCGUUAGAGAAGAUAAUGUAAGCUUUUCUGACAGCGAAGAAGAUAUUGAAGAAAACAUUUUUGAUGGACCUCGCGGCGAAUUUAGCUAUAAAUGGGAUGAGUUUCAGCAACUGUUGAUUAAUGUUUUUGGGGAUCAAACUGAACCACCGGACGUACCGAGAAAGUACAUUGCAGACGCAAUUGUAGAAAUUGGGAUCAUUGAGACGAAUGAAAAUCAUACGCCUGAUUCAAUGCUGAAUUGGAGAGCUAAACUGAAUGACUGGUUAUAUGUAAUGAGCCAGAUGAGAAUUACGCGCAAAUUAAAUAAAGGAAAGAAACAAAGCAAUCCCGUCCCCAGGCCUGUCACGAAGUUUAAAGGCAAAAACAUUGAGGCAGACUUUUUUUCCCAUCCCGAAUAUGCAAUUCCUUGGAAUCAACUUAGAAGUAUGUGGAUUGUUUACUUUGGAGUGCAAGAUGGAUUUCCUGAAGGCAUUACUGUGGAGGAAAUUCGAAAAGCCUUAAGAAAUUGCGAGCGUUAUGAAGACAACCCUGGAGUAAACUCUGAAGAAAUGCGUAAAUGGAAGGACAAGUUUUCAAAGUGGAUAAACAUGUCCACUGAAAACUGUACUCAGGAAGAAUCGGAACUGGAUAACAGUUUUUCUGACAACAACAGCGAUGAAGAAGCAGAGGCAGGCCAUAGUAAAACUCCAUUAACUCAGCAUGCGAAACUAAGACAAAUUGCUGAACGAAAUACGGAGAAGGUUCGAAGGGAAAUAAAAGAACGACUCCUUUCUAAGGCUAAUGUAACAAAGAAAGACCUUCAGACAGGAACUAUA